This is a messenger RNA of Papaver somniferum (opium poppy), 786 nucleotides long. RefSeq lists its product as uncharacterized. The record is from RefSeq and is a predicted model, not a curated record. Gene Ontology annotation, biological process: DNA integration. Gene Ontology annotation, molecular function: nucleic acid binding. The transcript has a single exon. NCBI's taxonomy places the organism in Eukaryota, Viridiplantae, Streptophyta, Magnoliopsida, Ranunculales, Papaveraceae. The coding region runs from base 1 to 786 and encodes 261 amino acids.
AUGGAGGAUGAUGCAGUUGCGUUUGUGCAAAGCUGCAACGAAUGUCAAAUUCAUGGAAACCUUGUUCAUGCACCUUCCACUCCUUUACACUCGAUAAGCAGUCCAUGGCCAUUUUAUAGCUGGGGAAUCGACAUUAUUGGGAUAAUCAAUUCGCCGUCAUCAAAGCAACACGAGUAUAUCAUAACUGCGACAAAAUAUUUUACCAAAUGGGUUGAAGUCAUUCCUCUACGAGGGACUACAGGAGCAACGAUUGCGGCUUUCAAUAAAGAGCACAUCAUUUGUCGGUUUGGCGUACCUAAGCAUAUUAUCACCGAUAACGGCACUCCCUUCGCCAACAAACAAGCACGAUAUUUGCUUGAGGGAUAUGGAAUUAAACAGGUCUUCUCCACCAUUUAUUACCCUCAUGGAAACAGACAAGCUGAGAGCACCAACAAAACACUAAUUCGGAUCCUCAGUCGAACAAUGCAUGACAAUCCCAGAGAAUGGAACGAACAGCUUCCGAUGGCACUAUGGGCAUAUCAGACAGCACCUAAAAGCUCUAUUGGAGUUUCUCCAUAUUCACUUGUUUACGGUGAAGACGCGAUCCUCCCAGCAAAAAUCAAGAUCCCGUCAGCCAUGAUUACAGCAGCAAGUGGGGUCCACUGGAACGAAGCCGAAGCAUCAAACUCCAGAAUCGCCGAGUUAGACACUUUAGAUUCCAGAAGAGGUAAAGCAGAGGAUCGUACUCAGGUGUACAAAAAUAGGAUCUCCAGGGCAUACGAAAUAAAAGUAACGGAAGCAAAAUAA